UUUUAUAGCGAAAACCUUGUUCAAUUCAACCCAAUAACAUAUAUAAAAUCAAAAUAAAGUGGACAAAUUGAAAAUUUCCCUAGAGAUUUAACUACAUAAUGUGUCAUAACCUUCACAAAUUUCAAAUCUCUCAUUCCUCCCAUUUCAUCUUCAUUAUCACUCAUAAUACAUUUUGUCCCCAAAAAAAAAAAAAAAAAAAAAAAAAAAAAACAAAACAAAAACAGAAAAGAUGAGGAUGUGUGAAUUCCUCUUAUUUUAUUUCGUUCUGCUCAUCUCAUCAUCAUGUUUCUUGUUUGUUUCUUCACACUCUUCCAAUUCCUCUUCGGUCAUGAGUUUCUAUUGCCUCCCUCACCAAUCCUCCAUUUUACUUGAGCUAAAGCAAGAGUUUAAACUCGAUGAACCAGGUGAACCUUCAAAGAUGACAGAUUGGAAAGCAGGCACCGAUUGCUGUUUGUGGCCUGGAGUCUCAUGCGAUAUGGCAACAGGUCAUGUUGUAAGCCUUGACCUUAGCAGCAGCUCGCUUGAGGGCCCUUUGCGUUCUAACAGUAGCCUUUUCAACUUACUUCAUCUUCAAAACCUCAACCUUGCCUACAACGACUUUAGUUCAAGCCCAGUUCCCUCGGAGUUUGGCCAACUUUCCAGGUUAACCCAUCUCAACCUCACUUGCUCUCUGUUUUCUGGUCCUAUACCAUCUGAAAUCUUGAGGCUGACGAAUUUGAUUUUGCUUGAUCUUUCUUACUAUUUUGGAGGUCCUUUUCCUUUUUGUGAGGAUAUCGGAGAUUAUUAUCCAAAUAUUCAGGAGCCUGAACUGCUGAGAAGGCUUGCUGAAAACAUUACGAGUUCUUGAUCUUGAUGCAAUUUGCAUGGCGAUUUUCCAAAAACAAUAUUCCGAUUGCCUAACCUACAAUCAGUUAAACUGCUGGAUAAUGGUGAUCUCACCGGUUCUCUUUCGGAAUUUCAUUAUGGCAGCAAUCUUUUGUCGUUGGAAAUUUCGAUUACAAAAUUUGGGGGGAAAUUGCCAAAUUCAGUUGGCAACCUUACCUCUUUGAAUGUUUUGGAUCUCAUGAAUUGUAUAUUUUCUAGGCCUGUUCCUUAUUCUCUUGGGAACCUUGCAAAUAUCAGUCAACUUCUCCUGGGUAGCAAUGAGUUUAUCGGUGAAUUUCCUUCUUCACUUGGAAAUCUGACACAGCUAAGCGAUCUGGAUCUUUCAAAUAACUUUUUCCAUGGAAGCUUGCCAAUGUCAUUUCCAUAUCUUCUGGCAGAUAUCUACUUCAACAACAAUAGUUGCAUAGGUCCAGUGCCAUUCCAAACUUUUAGUAACUUGACCUUGCUUUCGACUCUUGAUUUGUCUAGCAACUCGCUGAAUGGAGUCAUCCCUUCAUCUUUACUUUCGUUAGCUUCUUUGCAAUCCCUAUAUUUGGAUGACAAUCAGUUUAUAGACCAUGAGAGUAUCAACUCUAUUUCAUCCCAAUUGGAAUAUCUGUCUUUAAAUCGAAAUAAAUUAAAGGGGAGUAUUCCAAGUUCCAUCUUCAAACUGCAAAGCCUGACAUCACUGCUCCUUGGUUCAAACAGUUUAAGUGGUAGAGUUGAUUUCGGCAUCUUCUCAGAGAUGGGAGAGCUUAAGAAUCUUGAUCUCUCACAUAAUGCACUAUCUCUAACAACAAAUGUGAGUAUGAAUAUUCCUUCUCUUCCCAAAUUUCAGUAUUUAGAUUUGUCCUCAUGCAACAUAACUGAAUUUCCUGAUUUCCUAAAAGCACAAAAUGAAUUACUGUCAUUAGAUCUUUCUCAUAAUAAAAUUUGUAGCCCAAUACCUAAAUGGUUCUUGAGCAUAUCCUGUUGAAUGGAAACAAAAACCAGAAGCAAAACAAAACAAAACAGAACAGCAAAACAGAGAGCAAAACCCGAAGGAAGGAAAGAAAACUACAGCUGCUGGUUUAUUGAAUGAUUCUCAGCUUUUGUGGCUUACAACACACCCAAGGAAAAAACAUAACAAUAUUUAUACUAAUACUUAACCCUGCCUACAUAAAACAUCAUAAAAUUACCCUAAAAGAAGUUUCUAAAACUUG
Ziziphus jujuba (common jujube) is the source of this 2066-nucleotide messenger RNA. RefSeq names its product receptor-like protein 33. Lineage: Eukaryota; Viridiplantae; Streptophyta; Magnoliopsida; Rosales; Rhamnaceae. The transcript is spliced from 2 exons. Gene Ontology annotation, molecular function: protein binding. The record is from RefSeq and is a predicted model, not a curated record. The coding region runs from base 1064 to 1840 and encodes 258 amino acids.